UUAUGCGAACACUCCUAAGCAUUUGCAAUUCGUUUACGUUUCUUUGUAGUAAAUAUGUAUACAGUAAAGGAUAGCAUUCCUUAGUUUCCAGUUUAAAUUUCACACUUGUUUUUUCCAAUAUUUAAUUGCGUAAUGGUUGUUAAUAUGCCGUUCAAACCUUUAUUUUAAAAUUACACGCGAAGGAAAGCGGACUUUCAGGCUUCCAAUAUUAUCCCUCUCUAUUGACGGGUACUGAUCGAACGGUUAAAAUACGACAUCAUGGGAAUUGAUACACAAACAUAUCGGCGUCGAAUAGGGGUGUAUGUUCAUCGCGAGUUUGUCCGCAUCAAAAGCAAACACCAAUUUCGAAUCAAAAUGUCUACUUCGUCAUUUGUGCCUAUCCGUUUGACUUCAGGAUGGCUGAUGUUUCUGAUUUGUAUUUCGUUGUCGGACAGGCAAUGCUGUUCUACCAUCGAACACAACACAUUGGACAAAUAUCCAAGAUGCGGAGUAAAUGCUAUUAAACGUGACUCAAAAGAACUCGCACUUGGGUUGGCAGAGUCUAUAAUGCGAAUAGUACUUUUUGAGGACUACUUUUAUGUAAGGAUGUUUGAUCACACUUUUAAAACUCUCGACGGUAUACCCAGUAUGGUUCUUGGUAAAAGAUCCGAAGAAACCCUGUACCGAACACAAACAAGAGUAAACGUUCCUUACGGAUGGUUAGCCUAUCAUCAAAAGUGGAAGUUAAUUACGAAAACAUCAUGGCUUCACAACCAUUACCGUGCAUCAGCAGCGGUGAUGUCACUUGCCCAGAAAAUCCAAAGCGCCAUGAAUACCGCAACAGAGUUUCAAUACUCUGACAUGUUCACAAGCUUGGAUUCACUCAGAAAGCUUAGUGAAGCGACAUUGACGGCUUUGCGCCUGUUGCUUAUAUUAUAUGGAAUAGAACCAAAUCCUGGACCUUUCAACAAAGCUAAUGGAGCCGGUUACCCUGCUUUCGACGACUGGGCGCGCAAGUCAGUCUUUGUUCUAAAUGUAGACCGAGAACUGGAGGCAACAAUUUGGAACAAGAACUCAUUAGAAGCUAGAUACACCAGUUUCAGAAGGAUAUUGUUGACUAUUGGAAGAAGUUGUGGAAGUAACACUGCAUGCUUAUACAUCCGAGACAAAAAGAUAUUUAUUCUUUUUACAUCAAAACUACUUUCGAAAAAAGACUUUGUAAAGGCAAACAAACCAUUUCCACAAUCAUUUUUCGUAUAUCUGAAUGACGAUGGGGCAAUUCAAAUGUGUCGCAUAUCUCCAGAUCUCAGUUCUUUUCUCGCACCCGUCAAUGAAUACAUAACAAGCGGGAUAGUUACUUGCCUAGAUUAUAAUGAUUUUAAACCCUCAGUAUCUUUAGUUCAAAACACAAAAACUAAAGUAUUAAGCAUUACAGAAGACGAUACCCAUUUGGCAGGUUUCAAUAAUUCAGAGUAUAAUUUGCAAAUUUACACACAUGAAAAAGAAGACAGCCCGAAUCCCGCAUAUCCAGUUGAAAACGAGGAACAAAGUACCAUAGCCGUUCAAGCUGUUGACGAUGUGGAUGGGUUCCAUUCAUUUGUAGCUACGUCGUCUAGCUUGAGCGAACUUCCUAUUCCACGGAACUACCAAUCACAGACACAAAGUACUUCACAGGUGCAACAGCAUAGAGACAGCAUCACUCCAUUACAAAUACACGAGUCAAGUAUUGUAUCAAGGAUAGAACUAGACAUAUCAGAACGAUAUGAUCAGUCGGAAAUCCGGUGCAAUAGUUCAACUCCUGAAGUAUCGAAUACACAUAGGUGGCGUGGCGAAGCAACGGAUUAUCCGACGGCAAAAUAUCCUCGCUAUGCAGCGGUCGAAGAUAGGACCGCAUCCUUUAGAAACUGGCCAAGGACACGACCAACAAUACCAGCUUUGUGUCAGAGUGGGUUUUUCUGUACAGGUAACGAUGACUUGGUUAGAUGUUUCUGCUGUGGUAUUGGUCUAAAAGACUUUUCCGACACUGACGAUCCUCUACAAGAACAUGUCCGUCACUCUAGGAACUGUGCUUACCUUAUAGUAUUGUUGGGAGGCCAAGACGGAAUGGAAAGAUACCACCGAAGUUUGCCAACACAUGACCCCGAAGAGAUCAGACGCCAGCAGCGUCUUCGAUAUAACAGCCAACAAAGUGUUCCUGCGACUGGGUAUAGGGCUAGACACGAACGGCUUCGGUCACUGCAGUCUCGAUUGGAUACUUUCACUAACUGGCCGUCACAUGUGACCCAAAGACCUCAAGAGCUCGCUGAAGCUGGGCUGUAUUACACAGGUAUCGACGACCAUUGCCGAUGUUUUGCGUGUGACGGUGGAUUGAGGAAAUGGGAACACGGAGACGAUCCCUGGAUAGAACACUGUCGAUGGUUUCCUGCUUGUCCAUAUGCACGCGAAGUUAAAGGACGCGAUUUCAUCGACCUUAUUCAGCUUUCAGCUGAUCAAGCUGCCGAAGAAAACGCAUCCGCGCCGCAAGAAGAUAUGACUAACUCAUUGGCUGGCAUGUCAAUUGAGGAUCCUCUAGUUCAGAGAAUUGUUGAUCGACAUGACAGUAUGCUAAAAGAGAGCAUGGGAUAUUCUGAGGAAGACAUCAAACAGGCAGUUCUCGAACUCGUCCAGCAAGGCAAUAAAACACCCAGCAUUGAAGAUAUCGUCACCCAAAUUGAAGUUAUUGCAGAGAGAAACGCUGUAUCUCGGGACUUUCAGAUUAUCCAGAAUGUUCAACAGACAGAAGAUGGAAUGAUGGAGGAAAAUAUCCGGCUGAAAGGAAUACUUAUGUGCUGCAUUUGCGGGACCAAUCACGUGAACAUUCUCUUCUUGCCAUGUACACACCUCAAAGUGUGUCUUGAGUGUUCGAGAAAUCUUCGUAGUUGUCCUCUUUGUAAGAGGGAAAUUAAAGACAAAAUCCGCACAUACAUGCUUUAAUUUUGAAAUAUGGGACUUUACUAAAAUCCGUUUGCCGUUGAUAUGUGUUUAUAAGACUCAAUUUAGCGAUCUUCGGAGAUCGUAGAAAAUUUUAAUAAAGGUAAAAUGUAAAACGUGCCAUGAACCAGCUUUGAAACACGGCUGAUUUGGGUGGAGAAACAAGUCAAUGUUUAUUUGUUAGCUCUCAGGAAACAGAUAUUUACUACCUUAAGGCGACACUAGGUCAGUGGUGUCUUGGGUUUACAAAAUGCAGUGACACCCUCAAGGAAGUAAAUAUUUACAUAAUAUUGCCUUAUGCAUUGUGUGCAUUUUAUUUUAAACAUUGAUUAUUCUGUGUUUUUAUUGGUGGGAUUUUAAUGUUACGAUUCUUUGUUAUAACGUCAUUUGUAUCUUAGCAUGUAGACUAUUGAAACACAUAGUAAGGUAUUCAAGUUGCAACCAUAGCAAACGCUUUGAUUUGUAAAAAGGAGUAUAAUAUAUUGUCAUGCCCUAGAUUGUUUAUGAAAACAUGUGUUUAUGUACAUGUACAUAGUUCAUUUUUACCGUUUAUGUUUUGCAUCUAAAUGACUAUGUCACUGUUAUUUAAUGCUUUUAUUGGAUGCUGUGUGGAAGUUAGAGCUGAUAACAGCCGAUGCCUACCUUCUGCGCUUCUUUAUUAUUUGUAAUAUCCUUUUUAAAAGUCUCAUUUUAUUAGCGUCUGUUAAUGUGGCAGCCAUUUUUGCAUAAACAGGAAGUUGAUUUCCUGAUGCUGACAUAAGUGCACUCUGGGUAUUUUACAGUGACUACAGUAUUUUGACAGACUAGUCAUACGAUAGCAUUUGUUAAAUACUCGUAUUCCUUCUUAAAAAUUGUUUAAAAAGGUAAUAGUUGUCUUUAUAAAUGAUUUAUUUAUUUAAUUGAUAUGUAUUUGACUUCUGUUUCAUAGUAAUAUUGUCAGAAAUAUCGUUUUAAUAUCAGUGACAUUUACCGUGUCAAGAACGCUCAAAUUCUAUUGUGCGCUUUUGCGCGCUUUGCUGCGCGUUGUUUGUGCGAUUUUUGUGCACAAUUCAUAUGUGCGCUUUUACGUUAUUAUUGCACAACGUUAUGUGUGCGCUUUUGGAGAGUAUAAAAGGCACUGAAAAUUCUCAUUCAAGGACUCUGAACUUUGUUUUCCUAGGUGUGAGACCUAUUUUAUUUUUCUUAUAUACAGUUAGCAUUUAAAAUAUAGUUUUCAAUAAGACUAAGCUAUUAAAAAUUAAGACUGAAUUUUAUAAAUAAUUUAAACUGCAUUUGUCAUCUUUUUAGGGCAUUAUAAAAUAGAGAGUGC
Dreissena polymorpha is the source of this 4258-nucleotide messenger RNA. RefSeq lists its product as uncharacterized. The transcript is spliced from 12 exons. The record is from RefSeq and is a predicted model, not a curated record. Gene Ontology annotation, biological process: regulation of cell cycle. Bases 259 to 2952 code for a protein of 897 amino acids. NCBI's taxonomy places the organism in Eukaryota, Metazoa, Mollusca, Bivalvia, Myida, Dreissenidae. Gene Ontology annotation, cellular component: nucleus; cytoplasm; spindle microtubule.